AUGGGGGUGAAGAGGAGCCUUCAGAUUGGAGGCAAUUUGCUUAAUAUCUUGACCAGCGUCCUCACAAUACUGUCCACUGCCACCAACUACUGGAGCCGAGAACAGGGGGGGCACAGUGGCCUGUGGCAGGAGUGUAGCCAUGGCACCUGCACGAACAUCCCCUGCCAGAACACCCUGGCAGUGACCGCGGCGUGCAUGGUGUUGGCAGCGACCUUCAGUACCAUAUCUUUGGGUAUGGGGAUAAGGAUUCAGUGCCAAGAGGGCCAGUCACUACGCAGCCAGAAAGUCAUUGCCUUACUUUUUCUCAGCGGGCUGCUGCUGCUGAUUGCAUUGAUCGGGUAUACUGCAAGGAAUGCCUGGAAGCCAGAAGUCUUCUUCUCCUGGUCCUACUUUUUCGGAUGGCUUCUGCUUUCUGCUGGCGGACAUGAUCUUGCAGAGCACCGAAGCCAUCGGCGGGUUUCCAGUGUGCCUGUGAAUGCAGCCUGCCUAGGGCAGAAUAAAGGAAUGGCUUUUAGCGCCGGCCCUGCGUGCUUUUCUGCGGAACGUGGAGAUACAUGUUUGAAGAGCACGGGGACACAGAUACUGUGGCUUGUAGAGAGUUAAGGAGGUCAGGAGGAAUGCGGGAAAACAGGGACGGAGACGUGGACACUAAAACAAGGAGUGGACCCCGGGGAUUCACAGGAGAAGAGGG
Molecule: messenger RNA, 691 nt
Organism: Meriones unguiculatus (Mongolian gerbil)
Lineage: Eukaryota; Metazoa; Chordata; Mammalia; Rodentia; Muridae
Gene: Cldnd2
Product: claudin domain containing 2
Exons: 4
Coding region: 1-603 (200 amino acids)
Cellular component (GO): plasma membrane
Source: RefSeq, a predicted model, not a curated record